AUGCCACCCAAUACCGAAUCCGAGCCAACUAUUCCGCGUAAAAUCGUGACGGAGGAGGACCUUCAAGCGCGAUUAAAGCAAGGGCAAGCCGUGUUCGUGUUUGAAAACAAAGUUUACAAGGUCAAUCAUUUUCUGGACAAACAUCCGGGAGGCGACUUGGCCAUCCGACACGUCCUGGGAAGAGAUGUCACGGACGAAAUUCGGUCCAUGCAUCCGCCACGGGUCUACGAAAAGUUAAUUCACCGAUUCUACGUGGGCGACUAUGUGCCCAAUCUCACCCAUGUGAGACUAGCGAAGUCCAAAGAUCGACCGCUGUGGAGCGAAAGACAACGAUUGGAAGCUGAAUGGGGAACCAACUUUAGUGUACAAGCGUUCGAUGAUGCCAUUGGUCAACUGCAUGACCACCAUGCACGCGAUUUAGCUCAAGAUGCCAAGGACCAGGAAGGACUGGAUGCUGUCCUGAUUCGAGACGCUUUCAGGCGACUGGAACAAAGCAUCAAAGAUCGCGGUCUAUUUCAAUGUAAUUAUUAUCGAUACGGAAAAGAAUGCUGUCGUUAUGUGCUGUUUAUCUACCUUUCGUUGUGGCUGGCUUUCAGGGGCACCGCGACCUGGCAUUACUUGGCGAGCGCGGUGUUCAUGGCAGCAUUUUGGCAUCAACUCAUGUUCACGGCCCAUGAUGCGGGACACAACGAAAUUACGGGCAAAGUCGAAAUUGAUCACAUCAUUGGCGUGAUUAUUGCCAACUUUAUCGGUGGCAUGAGUAUAGGCUGGUGGAAAGAUAACCAUAACGUCCACCACAUCGUCACCAACGACCCCGAACACGACCCUGAUAUCCAACAUUUACCUUUCCUCGCCAUCACCACCAAAUUCUUUAGCAACAUUUAUUCCACUUAUUACAAAAAGGUGCUCAAGUUUGACGCUUUUGCUCGCUUCUUUGUCCGAUACCAACAUCAUCUCUACUACCUUAUUCUUUCCUUUGGUCGAUUCAACCUUCACCGCCUUUCCUUUAACCAUGUCUUGUUCGCCAGACACGUUCGCACCCGACGAUUGGAAUUGAUCGGAAUUAUGGUCUUUUUCAUCUGGUACAGCUAUUUCUUGUCGUACAUUCCUUCGUGGCCCUUGCGCGUCGCGUACCUCUUCAUUUCUUACAUGCUCACGUUCCCUCUUCACGUGCAAAUUACCCUGUCUCACUUUGGCAUGUCCACCGAAGACUUUGGGAAAGAUGACAGUUUCCCCGCCAAAAUGUUGCGAACGACCAUGGAUGUGGAUUGCCCGGAAUGGCUGGACUGGGUGCACGGCGGUUUGCAAUACCAGGCCGUGCAUCAUUUAUUCCCUCGUUUGCCAAGACAUAAUCUCCGCCAAUGUGUGCCAUUGGUUCGUCAAUUUUGUAAAGAAACCGGCCUGCGCUACUAUAUGUACAAUUUCUCCACGGGCAACGGUGUCGUUCUGGGCGCGCUGAAAUCCGUUGCCGAUCAAGUCGGUCUCAUGAACGAUGUCGCCAAAUACAAUGCCAAAGUGUGGCAUGGCGAUCUCAAAAAAAGCGAUUAA
Messenger RNA from Radiomyces spectabilis, 1548 nucleotides. RefSeq names its product delta-6 fatty acid desaturase. Lineage: Eukaryota; Fungi; Mucoromycota; Mucoromycetes; Mucorales; Radiomycetaceae. Gene Ontology annotation, molecular function: oxidoreductase activity, acting on paired donors, with oxidation of a pair of donors resulting in the reduction of molecular oxygen to two molecules of water; heme binding. Bases 1 to 1548 code for a protein of 515 amino acids. The transcript has a single exon. Gene Ontology annotation, biological process: lipid metabolic process. The record is from RefSeq and is a predicted model, not a curated record. Gene Ontology annotation, cellular component: membrane.